Messenger RNA from Exophiala bonariae, 348 nucleotides. RefSeq lists its product as uncharacterized. Bases 1 to 348 code for a protein of 115 amino acids. The transcript has a single exon. The record is from RefSeq and is a predicted model, not a curated record. Lineage: Eukaryota; Fungi; Ascomycota; Eurotiomycetes; Chaetothyriales; Herpotrichiellaceae.
AUGUCAUCCAGCGGCGGCAGUGCUCCCGGAGAAUUUGCCCACGGGAAAGUCGACCCCUCUGAGGCAGGGAAGAAGGGUGGUCAAGCAUCAGGUGGCAGUGGUGGCACGACCACCGAUAGCGGAACUUCUACCUCUACUGGUGGUAGUAACAAAGGAGAAUUUGCCCACGGGCAAGUUGAUCCUAGUGAAGCUGGAAGGAAAGGUGGCCUAGCUUCUGGAGGUAGCGGCGGCGGCGAUAGCGGCUCCACUGGAUCAGGGGGUUCUAGUGGUGGUGGUAGCAGUGGAGGAUUCGCCCAUGGCAAGGUCGACCCAGUUGAGGCUGGCAAGAAGGGUGGGAGCUCCUCCUAA